Molecule: messenger RNA, 3852 nt
Organism: Schistocerca serialis cubense
Lineage: Eukaryota; Metazoa; Arthropoda; Insecta; Orthoptera; Acrididae
Product: G-protein coupled receptor Mth2-like
Exons: 5
Coding region: 26-2059 (677 amino acids)
Biological process (GO): G protein-coupled receptor signaling pathway; cell surface receptor signaling pathway
Cellular component (GO): membrane
Molecular function (GO): G protein-coupled receptor activity
Source: RefSeq, a predicted model, not a curated record
UGCGUCUCGACUACUCACAGCGGCCAUGACGCUGCGGCUACAGGUCGCUUUCUUGCUGGCGCUCGCGACGACCACCGCCGCCGCCGACCAGCCGUGCCCUGUCGGGCUGUCCGCGCCAGUGCGCGGCGCCAACCGCACACUCACAAUGCCCGACGGAUCGUCGUUCGAGGCGCCGUUGUGGGGCGACGGCUCCAGGGCGUGCCCCUGCCUGCAGCGCGGCUGCAUUCGCAAGUGCUGCCCCGCGGGCUACGUCUCCGACAUAUGGGGCGACUGCGUCCCAGUAUCGCGCAACACCAUAUCCAGCCGCCUCCCUCUGACGCCAGCUCAGGAUCGCCAGUCUCCCGACAAACACCUGGCCAGACUGGAUGCGUUCGUUCCGAAACUGGUUUCACUCGUGGAGCGAUUGCAGAACAGUUCCGGCGGCAUUGUUACCACGCCAGUGGAUAGCUCGGGGGGUGUCCGAAAAGAUGAAGUGAUCAGGAACCUUUCGAGCGCAUUACUAAAGUGUCUUCCGGCCGCUCCCGAUGUCGAUUCUGGUAAGAGGCGCCUCUCCAGCGACGACUGCGCACUACUCUCCACGACAGCCGACGGGCAGCUGUCGACUGUCCGACUGCGAGAAGCCGUGAGGGCGCUGUCGAUUGAACUGAGCAAUGUUUACCCGACCGCCGCCGACGCAGACAGUGCAGGAGUCGGCGAACUUGUCGACGAACUGAAAGAAUAUCUUGCGAACAUUUCAACGGAACUCUCAGAGAAUAAUACGGAAGUCGUUGACGAUAAGGAGCGCGUCCCCGGCGCUGUCGAGACGCUGCUGUCCUUGAUAGCCGACAAGACGCAGGCACCGUUGCGGGAUAUGUUCGUCCUGUACGGCACGGCGUGCCCCUGCAACCGGUACGAAGUCGACGACGCGUUCGAGAUGCUAGACAACGGCACGCUGACGUUCGAGUCGUUCAUGGUGCCGGCGAGCGACUACUGCUUGGACGAGACGGUGGGCGGCAACCUGACACUUUACCUGUGCUUCCCCGAGACGGAGUGCCCUCUGGAGGAGAAGGACGCGCUCUUCUUCUACCCGGCGGGCACGGUGCUGUCGCUGCCCUUUCUGGCCGCCACGUUCGUCGUGUACGCGCUCUUCGAGGAGCUCCGCAACCGGGUGGGCACGGCGCUUAUGUGCUACGUGGCCGCACUCUUCGUCGCCUACGCGCUGCUCGCAGCCGUCCAGAUCAGUUUGGGAUACGUGAGCAUAGCCUUCUGCCUCACCGCAGCCUUCAUCAUCUACUUUUCAUUCCUGGCAAGUUUCUUCUGGCUCAAUGUAAUGUGCUUCGACAUCUUUUGGACAUUCAGUGGAUUCCGAUCAUUGCGUGGGACAGCCAGAGAAAGGGAGCACAAGAAAUUCAUCAUCUACUCUAUAUACUCAUGGGGCUGCCCUCUAAUUUUGCUAAGUGUGACACUUGUUAUGCAGUUCCACAAUGACAUUCCUGAUGGUUUACUGAGACCACAGUUUGGUGUGAAGAAAUGUUGGUUUCCUGAUGACAUUACAAUCCUGGCAUACUUUUAUGGACCUGUUGGGGUGCUGGUUCUGUGUAACAUUAUCUUGUUCAUUUUAACUGCCAUCAGAAUUGCACAGCUCAAAAGAGAAACAGCUAUGCUGAAAGGCACUGAUUCAAGACGACAUGAUGAUGACAACAGACAGAGGUUUAAUUUGUACCUGAAGCUUUUCCUCGUCAUGGGUGUGAAUUGGUCAAUGGAAGUAAUAUCAGGGUUGGUUGGUGGACCUGAUUAUGUGUGGUAUGUAACUGACAUCUGCAACACACUGCAGGGUGUGCUCAUAUUCGUUAUAUUCGUCUGGAAAGACCGUAUUCGUCGUAUGCUUAUGGAAAAAUUCUGUCCAAAGAGGGCUUCAACUAAACUCAGCAAGUCAACUGUGGUGACCUACUCAACAAGAGCCAGCCCAUCUCGCUUGUCACAUGGAGUACUAAACAAUAAAGUUACAGACAACAGCAAUGGAGAUGUUGUAAAAAUCACAGCUGUUACACCCAUCUCCGAUGACAGUGAUGUGCCCUGAAAGUAAAAGGCUGAAUAAAUAAUUGCAGUGGUGCCUAUAUUUGCAAUUCUGGGAUUUUUGCAAUGAUGAAAUGUUGCUUCUGACAGGUUCUUGUAAGAAAGGCGACUGUGAAAAAGUGGAGAAACUAAUUCUCUAAGUAAGGAAAAACAAACUGUUGGUCAAUAAAAGAAUCCAUGCAUAAAUUGUGAAACAUUCCUCACAAAUGUUAAUUUUUUGUUUCAACAAUAAUUGUACAAAUUGAAAUCACUAAAUGAAAAUUUAUUAAUCCUAAAACACUUUAAAUCUUGCUUAAGGGUUGAAAUUAAUUUUAUUUUCUUUUGAAUACGAAGGGAGUACAGCAAGUUAUAACUCCCUCUACAGGGAAAUUCAUUCAUUCAUUGUAAAUCCAAGUAGAUUAUUAAUUAUUCCUCCCUUCAUGUGGAGGAAAAUAUGUAAGGACUCGACUAUCAGUUACUAUCACUACAGUGUUUGCGAUAAUAUUGGGAUUAUGACCUGUCUGCAUUUGUAGAGAAACAAAAUAAACAUUCUUGUAUUUAUGUGUAUGCAGUUGUAAACAGGAACACUGACUUAUUUACAUGUGUUAAUGUUUAUGAAGCAUCUAUUGUGCACCAUUUGUGUAUUCAUCACCGCUGAUAAUUUGCGACGAUCAUUCAACAGUCAAAUCUAUUUUCCUAAUACACUGCAUUAUUCAAAGAUAAAACAUAGAAGUAAAAGAUGUAUGCUAAUGCUGACAAAUGCUAUACAAAAUCCCUUUACAAACCAAGCAGGUGCAUGUAAUGUACAAAUUAAUUAUGCUUAAGGUGAUAUGUGUGUGUGUAACAAAGUAUCUUUUACAUAUGUAUUUUAUGAAGCAGAGUACUUGCGUCUAACGGUAAUUCACAGGGCUUUUCAGCAGCAUUUCAUUUUUGUGAUAUUUAUUCACAUGUCAUGCUAAAGUGUAUUUAGUUCAGCAAAGAAAGGUACAACAACAGCUAUCAGCAGUCACAAGCGAAUGAGAAAAAGCAGUUACAAAUGCUGGACUUAUAAAUUGAAAAACAACAAAGUUUAUGAUACGUAGAGCUAAAUGCAAACUAUUUUAAGAGAAAUAUAAUUCAGAAAUGUAACUGGCAAAAAGUCACAUAGUGAAAAAUAUUAAUGUAUAUAUGACACUGCAGUUGUGUGUAUGUAUGCAGUCUGGCAAGCUGCUUGUAUUUUACCACUAUUACAGCUUGUUGAUCAACAUUCAUUGUCAGCAAUCAUCUAAGAUGACACUUUUACCAGCUAAUCAAUGUAAUUCUGUGCUUGUUUAGUAAGUUAAAAACUGUCAUUUCAGUGUAAUAAAAAUUUGGGUACAAGCUACCAAUUUCUUUCUGUUCUAAACAAAGUGUCAUUCCAACAUGACAUUAUUGUUUUUGAAAUACUAGUCAGUGAAACUGUUCCUUAUUUUGCAAAACAUUUUAAAGGCAUAGAAGGCAUGAGUUUUUAAUUUAGAAAUAUUGAUGAAAAUACAAGUUUAUGGCAUGUGUAGGUACAGUUACCUAAGACAAUAUAAGGAACUUAUUUGUGUGUGUGUUAGAGAGAGAGAGAGAGGGAGAGAGAGAGAGAGAGAGAGAGAGAGAUCUCUGAUUUUUAUUUAUAGAGUUGAAUAUGUUCAUCUUUGAACUGCCAGUAUUUUAAGUUAUUUACAAGAUACAUUAAAGCAAUUGAUCAUAUUAUUAUGAAAUAAUUAAACAAGCACAUCUAAAUAAAGUGUACAACUUUUAUUCUAUUAUAGUUUUUGUAUAAAGGUAAAAAAUAAUAAAUUUCUAAAUUUA